CGUAGAGAACCUCAUUCUUUCCGGAAAGAGACUGUAUCAGAGGCAUCAUACACACUCCUUCGGUCCUCCUCUCGCUCUGUCUCUCAGACCCCCCUUUCGUUCUCCUCCCAGGCCAAUUCCCUUCAUUAAUUGUGCCUACACACGUUCAUCCAACAUUCCUUUGCGGGUGACUUUCGUUUCUUCAUCGUUAUAUAUUGUUUAUCGCCUUCCCAUCUGUACAUAUCCCCCCAUCCCGCUGUAAUCCCCUUCAAUUCUCGUCAAGAUGGUGCGCCUCGCUUCUUCGCUCUUGUUGGCCUCCCUGUCCGCCUCCGCUUGGGCGGCUGCCUCGUGCAGUUCGUCCUCGCAGUGUCCUGAGGAUAAGCCGUGCUGCUCUCAAUACGGAGAGUGUGGUACUGGCGCCUUCUGCCUGGGAGGUUGCGACCCUCUUUCUUCCUUCUCUCUCGACUCCUGCGCCCCCGCCCCCAUCUGCGAGGACAAGAAAUACACCUGGGAUAACCUAGACAAUGCCGCCCUGAACACCAAGUUCCUGGGAAAUGCCUCCGAGUCCGACUGGGUCUACAGUGGUUUCCCAAAGGUCAAGGAUGGAAACCUGGAUAUCACCAUGCCCAAGGAGACUGUCGGUACCCUCUUCGCCAACACCCACUACAUCUGGUACGGCAAGAUCGGUGCGAAGAUUAAGAGCAGCCGUGGUGCUGGUGUCGUCACGGCCUUUAUCUUGCUGUCCGAUGUCAAGGACGAGAUUGACUACGAGUUUGUCGGUGCCGACUUGGACAAUGUCCAGACCAACUACUACUUCCAGGGCAUUCUCGACUACAACAACGGUGGAAAGUCCCCUGUUAAAGGCGGCACCUACGAUGACUGGCACUACUACGAGAUUGACUGGACCCCCGACCUCAUCACCUGGUCUGUGGACGGCAACUCUGUUCGCACCCUCGAGAAGGCCAAGACCUGGAACGAGACUGCCAACCGCUACGAAUUCCCCCAGUCUCCGUCUCGCAUGCAGCUGUCUCUCUGGCCCGCCGGUGGAUCGUCCAGUGCUGAAGGAACCAUUGAAUGGGCCGGUGGAAAGAUUGACUGGGACAGCGAGGACAUCAAGAAGGACGGCCACUACACCGCUACCUUUGGAGAGAUCAGCGUUGAAUGCUACAAGCCCCCUACUGGUGCCGACAUCCAGGGUGACAAGUCGUACAUCUUCACCAGCGACUCGGGCACCAACAACUCGAUCCGCAUCACCAACAAUGACACCGUCCUCGCCUCCAUGGGUGCUACCGGUCUCGACAUGGACGUGGGUGCCGACAAGGACGACUCUUCGAGCACCUCUGAUGCUUCUGGCUCUGUCCCGACUAACCAGGCUGGCGGUUCUGGCAACGCCCCUGGCUCUAGCAGCUCGGACUCGUCGAGCAGCACCACCAGCGGAAAGGAAUCCAGCAGCAGCGGCGCUACUGACACGAACGCCGCUCCUUCCCACAACGAGCGCGUUCUCCAAAGCUCCCUGUUUGCCGUUCUGGUUGCCAUGGUCGCUUCGAUUAUGUUGUAAAAAUUUGGCUUUUUUUUCUCUUUAUUUUUUUUUUUUAUAUCUUUCUCCAUUGAACAUUUUUUCACUAUCUUUCUUUGGAUGCCACUUUGAUCUCUGGAUGAUUCCAACGCAUUGUUUUUUGUUCUAUACCUGGCGAUUUCGUCACUCAUGUCU
Aspergillus wentii DTO 134E9 is the source of this 1690-nucleotide messenger RNA. It is a transcript of the gene utr2, whose product is annotated as putative cell wall glucanase (Utr2). Gene Ontology annotation, cellular component: fungal-type cell wall. The record is from RefSeq and is a predicted model, not a curated record. The transcript is spliced from 4 exons. Gene Ontology annotation, biological process: carbohydrate metabolic process; fungal-type cell wall organization. The coding region runs from base 263 to 1537 and encodes 424 amino acids. Lineage: Eukaryota; Fungi; Ascomycota; Eurotiomycetes; Eurotiales; Aspergillaceae. Gene Ontology annotation, molecular function: hydrolase activity, hydrolyzing O-glycosyl compounds; chitin binding; glycosyltransferase activity.